AUGGCGGGUCGCGGCGUUUUCCAGCUGCGUUUCACAGUCGUGGCCGCAUCCACCGCCGUAUUAUUAAUCUUUAUUUUCUCCAGCGACGUUGUGGAUGCAUCACGUGUAAGAAACAUGUGCUCUCACACCGCAUAUCCAUCUCUAUGCCGACCUUUAGUGAAGCGUAUCACGAAUCCAAGACGAGCCACACACAGAACCAUCCAAGCCUUGGAGGCCAAGACUAAACUGGCUCUAGCUGAGGUAGCUAGGUUCAAGAAUGGUAACCAAGCGAUCACUACGUGUUAUGCGACGCUUAGUGACGCGGUUUAUAAUUUGGCUAACGCGAGGAAAAGCAUAAGGAAACGCGAUGUAAUGGCGAUGAACACGUUUCUAACUGCGGCUGUGUCUGAUUAUGGUGUGUGUGUCGAAGGGUUUAUUGAUGCGAAUCAAGUUAAUACGGUUCAGAAUGUAGCGGUGGACUUGAGGAAAAUUAGUAGUAAUUGCUUGACGUUGUCUACAUUGAUUUAG
Messenger RNA from Eruca vesicaria subsp. sativa (arugula), 507 nucleotides. The record is from the annotation of a GenBank genome assembly. Lineage: Eukaryota; Viridiplantae; Streptophyta; Magnoliopsida; Brassicales; Brassicaceae.